Messenger RNA from Tyto alba (common barn owl), 2458 nucleotides. RefSeq lists its product as uncharacterized. Bases 1683 to 2450 code for a protein of 255 amino acids. Lineage: Eukaryota; Metazoa; Chordata; Aves; Strigiformes; Tytonidae. The transcript has 2 exons. The record is from RefSeq and is a predicted model, not a curated record.
UGCAAAAUGCCAGGUAUUUCCUAGCAAAGACUGUAAGAACGAUCAAGCCACUAUGCAGCUAAUGAAGGGAGCAGCAGUGACAGCAGGCCGUGAGGGGUGAAAAUAAAGAGGAGGUAAUAGCUGAGUAGAAAGGGAUGUUUACUUGUGAUAGAGCAUUGCCUUUCCAGAAGACAUGCUUGUAUUUUACAGUUUACCUUCUGCUUGUUGCAUGGGUCGGUCAGAUGUGACCGUUUGUGUCUGAAGUUGGCACCUUUACCCUUCGCAUCCCGACUUGAACUCUGGGCAGGGGAUGGAAACAAACGUUUGCCCCAGAUUUCCUAUUUGCAAAUGGACUUUCAUGGCUGCUCAUUUCUGUAGCUGUGUCUCAGCUGCCGGGUUGGGUGGGUGGCUAGCAGCAACAUCAGCAGCUCUUUCCACCCUCUUUUUGACUCAGCUCGCGAGCACAACGGAGAGCAGCCUGCUCCCGCUUCGCUGGUGCCUCACCAAGUCUGUGAUAAUGUGAAAUGGUACCUUAUCAACCUGAGUGACAAAAUCAAACGUGACUUCUUUUUCUCCUGCAGACAGGGCUGCUGCAGAGGGGAGCUGAGUGCUUUGCUCCCUGUGCAGCCUUGCCAGAUAGGUUUACACAGACUCCUUGUAGGCACAGCGGGUGUGUGGGUGUUGCUGAGGGUAGAUGUACAGAGUGGCUGUCACUACAUGAAAGGGAGAGAAGCCGGUGUGACUGUCACAUCCCAGACUGAGUUUGCAGAGCUGUAAAUUGAGUAAAACAGCCUCUGCUUGUCACUUGGGUCUGUCUUGGUGAGAGGGUGCAGAGGCAGCAACCGGGGGCUUGAGGCCGUUUCACUGCAACAGGGUUGUGCUCCGAGAUCACCUUGUCGGAGCAAGGGAGGCAAUGGGAAAUGGUCGCUUUCCUUCCUUCUUGUUUUUCAUUUUUCUUUCUCGUGCUGCGUAGCCAGGAGAGAUCAAGGGAGCAAGCUUGCAGAGGGGGAAGCUCAGUUGCUCUGCAGUGUCCCCCCCUAGAGACGCUGGCUGAGCGUGGAGGGGCUCUGCCCUGGGGGCUCUUGCAGAAGCGGGACCUGAUGCGUUCCCAGCGAUGGGAUGCUCAGUGGGCAGCACUGGCAGCUUGCAGCCCUUCCACGAGGAGGGUGGGCUCUGCAGGCUGGAGGAACAAAGGGACGUUUUCCACUUUCUUCCUCUCUUUCAUUAGCCAGGCAGAGACCGAUUCAAUUAGGUGCAAAACAAAAUGCCAGGAAAAGGAUGUUUGCUAUACUGAGUGGUGCUGCUGUCGCAAACCUGCUUGCCUAUCUCUUGCAGCCUUUUGUUCUGCUUCUUCCACAGAUAAAGUGAUUCAGAGCUUCUGACAUGCUGCUCUGAGAGCGGGAAGUCCCCAGGGUUAGCUGGAGAGAAGCGAGGAGCGGGGUGGUUUGGCAGGAGAGAGGCUUCCCUGAGCUAAAUCCUGUGAGCUGGUGACAGUCCUUGGCGCCUGCCGCCUUCAGCUGGCAUCUCGAGUGCCGGCUGGGUCUUGGGAUCAGGCCUUUUGUAACAACGAGGUUUUUAAGAAGACGAUGAACCUGUGUACUAGCUGGAAAAGAGCUGCUGUUGUGCACUGCAAACGGACAGGCUGUUGUUGUCCCAGAUCAGUCCUGGUGUGGCAGGAGCCGGCUUGUCUCAGGUGAGGUCUCAUGGCUGAGCGGGUCUGCACCCUGGAUCUUCUCCUGAGGACAAAAUGUGUCCCAGCAGGGACAGGCUCUCUGCCAUACCAGUGUGGACGUCGUGUGCCCCUGGUGACUCCCAGUAGCUGGUUUGCAGCUCUGGGAGGACAGGCAAGGAGCGAGAGCCCGGAUGACGCUGGGCUGGUGUUCCCUCUGUUCUCGGGAGCUCCCCUUUCAGGUGCAGUGAAUCCUUCUGGCUUGCUUCGCGAGCAGCCACCUCCAGGUCCUCCCUUUGACCUUCUCCCUGGGUCUGCAGAAGCGCCACACUCCCAGCUCACGUGGAGAAGCCCAGCUGGAGCUGCCUUGGCCUCUCGCCCUCGGGGCAGUGACUCCCGAAGGUGUCGGCAGUCCCCUUCCCAAGAAAAUGGGCUGAAGCACGAGCAAGCAGCCAGCUGUGGGCUCCAGAUGAGCAAGAAGCUGAUCACUCCCCUCUGUUCCAAUCUCCCUGUUGAACCCGCCGCUCUCGGUGACCCGUGCUGUGAUCCUCAAGCUCUGGAGCUCAUAGCUGGGUUUCGUCUUGCUUUUAUCCUCUGGAUUUGGCUUAAAAAUAUAGAAAGAUUGGCAGGCUGGCCAUCCAUAUGGGAGACUAGUGAGAGUGCUGUAGCGAAGCACUGCUUUCUGGUGAGAAAAGUGCAGGCAGUGAAAUGGCAAACGGCACGUUUGGCCUCAUGGGGGGAUUUGGAGCAGGUUGAGCAAUGCUGUUCAUUUAAGCAACUCAAAACUGGUAUUGUUGUGUAAGGGGGAAG